AGUCCGAACCGUGACCUGUACGAGCGACAACUGGUGCAUGACGUUGACGAAUUCGCAACGCAGUACAAUUUGGACGACCUCCGAGAUGUCAUUCGCAAAGGGGCUUUCUUAUCAUCCGACGGUGUGGAUAUCGAUCGCAUAGAUGGAUUGACGGCCGAGGAGGUGAUUAUCCUGGGUAAGGAGAAGUCGAAGAAGUUGGAGCACGAUGUCGGUCAUAACCGAGUGCUUUUGUGCGCCUAUCUAUCAGGCUUUGUACUUGGAAGGAAUAUGUAUUCACUUACUUUUCCCUCGACUUACAGUGAUGCUGCCACUGGAUGGUAUUGGGACAACUCAUCGAACCUCGACCAUGGUAAUCAUUUAUUGGGCAGUGCACCACUUAUUUCUAGCUCACUCCUCGGAUGCUGGUGUACGGCGGUAUUCAGCCGUUUCUAUGGCCGGCGAUGGGGCGUAUUCACCUCCGGCAUCAUCUUGUUUGUUUCUCUACUGGGUGAAGUACUAUCCACCACAUGGGAGUCGAAACUGCUGUGUCGCCUGCUUCUGGGAUUUGCAGUUGGGAUUCAGGCAUGCACCAUCCCGAUAUACCUGGUAGAAGUCAGUCGGUCUCAUGAGCGUGGAACCACGCUUUCGAGCAUGUCAAUGGCGACCGGAAUGGGAUAUUUUAUGGCAGCCUCAGCUUUGCUUUGUCGGAUGGGGGAUUCCCCAGAGGUGGGGGGAAUGAUAUGGGUUAUCUUCAACCUGGUAAGCGCAGGAAUUCUUCCAUUUCCGAUUUUGAUGUGCCCCGAAUCACCUCGCUGGUAUACCGCCCGUGGCCAGAUGAAAAACGCAUACCAGUCUCUACGGAUCAUAGCCGGGGCAGAUAUAUUGGCUGCACGGGACCUGUGGAGAAUCCAUCUACAGAUGAAGUUGGAAACGCAGAACUUCGGUCACAGAAACCUUCCCACUCGCUUUAUGCAUAUUUUCGCAGUGCCCUGGAUCAGACGGGCGACAAUGGCCUCUGUGGUGGUCAUGCUGUCCUCCAGUUUGUCUGGCAUUGCAGUGGUCAGCAGUACAUUCCACCUGUUGCGAUCCGAGGCUGGUGAGCAAUCUAUCUAUAAUGCUAUGUUAUUAAUUUCCAACCCCGCCGUAAUCAUGUUCGGGGGGGCCACUGGCGUAUAUUUGAUGGACAAAUGGGGAAGACGGCGUCUGCUCCUCGUGAGCCUUCUUGUGCUGCCUUUCCUCCUAGUUCUCAUCGGCCACCAGUUUUACUCCCUAGGGCUGGAGAUGAGUAUCUAUUUCUGCAUAGCAUUCGAAUUUAUCUGGGCACUUGGAGCAGAUGCAACCCGCUUGGUGUACCCGGCUGAGGUGUUUCCUAUCUAUCAUCGUGGUGAGUCUCUCCAUGGUUACCUUAUAUAUGGAGCUGACAAGAUAGAACUCGGCAUGGCCCUAUCAGUCUGCAUUUUCUAUGUGACUCAGGGAGUAAUGAAAGUUAUCGUCCUCUCUGAACCACAUACUGUAUUCGUCGCCUCUAUCUUGUUCUUCCUCGCCUUUCUCUUUGUGAGAGAAACUAACCAGAUAGGACUAGAGGACAUGCACACAGUAUUCGAGGUGUCUAACCGCAAGCUGGUUCGGUAUCGUCUUUUCAAGGUCAUCCCUUAUAUGUUUAAACGAUACAUCUUGCGCAGAAAAGUUCGACUUGAAAAGCUAGAAGACCACCGGGACUAUGAGAACAGAAUAUUCUAUACUGAUGGCAAUGACGCUAUAUCUGAUGUGGCUUGA
Aspergillus wentii DTO 134E9 is the source of this 1755-nucleotide messenger RNA. RefSeq lists its product as uncharacterized. Gene Ontology annotation, cellular component: membrane. The annotation marks the transcript as partial. Gene Ontology annotation, biological process: transmembrane transport. The record is from RefSeq and is a predicted model, not a curated record. Lineage: Eukaryota; Fungi; Ascomycota; Eurotiomycetes; Eurotiales; Aspergillaceae. Gene Ontology annotation, molecular function: myo-inositol:proton symporter activity. The transcript is spliced from 5 exons.